This is a messenger RNA of Hylaeus volcanicus, 2184 nucleotides long. RefSeq lists its product as uncharacterized. Lineage: Eukaryota; Metazoa; Arthropoda; Insecta; Hymenoptera; Colletidae. The transcript has 21 exons. The coding region runs from base 908 to 2050 and encodes 380 amino acids. The record is from RefSeq and is a predicted model, not a curated record.
UAAAAAAAAUUUUAAAAUACAUUUUUUUCUACUUCCAACUAUUAUGUUGUUAUCUGCUAAGUUGAUUUUCUAUAGCUUUUACAACCUUCAAAAAAGUCACUUUUCAAUUACUGUACCUAGACUACUGAUAUUAUUAUCAUGAAACUUUGUAAACCGAUCUUACAAAAAUAAUUUAAACAUAAAAUAAAAUUAACCACGUUGUCUCAAUAUGAGCUUUCAUAUCAUAGGUUUAGUUGUACUUGAUGUUAAUGGUUCUCGAAUUGUUGGAAAGUAUUUUACAGAAAACAACAAAAAUCUUUUAAAUUUUCCCUCUAAUUUUGAUGAACAGCGACACUUUGAAAAAGAUCUAGUGGCGAAAUCAUCUCGACUUCCAUCCCGGUCUGAAGUUGAAAUUCUUAUGCUGGAAGAGACAAUCGUUCUUUAUAAAUGUAUCAACGAUAUAAACAUUUAUAUAAUUGGUUGCUUGAACGAAAAUGAAAUUAUACUAUAUGACGUUAUGAAUGCUUUUACAAAUUCAUUAAGCUCUAUAACAAAUGGUAAUAUUAAUAAAAGUAACAUUCAAGAAAAUCUUGGAGCGCUUUUUAUUUUAUUAGACGAGUUACUUGAGGAAGAUCGUAUUUUUGAGAUUGAUCCUAACGUUAUUGUGAAUCGUAUUUCGAUGGCGACACAGGAAGAAUGUGAUUUACAUGAUCAAAAAGCUUUCAAUCAUGCUUUGAACAAUGCUAAGGAUAGUUUGCUUCGUAGCUUUCUAUUGUCCCAUACAUAAAAACAUUUUUUAAUUUAAAUAAAACUCAUGAAGUCGGGAGCUCAAAUAUUUUAGAAUGUUAUUUUAUUUUUAUGCUUCAUGUCUAUAUUUUUUUUUAAACAAAACAAAUAAUUAACGCGAUUUGUAAAUUUAACGACUAUUAUGAAAAAUGUUAUAUGGAUACUGUGUGCAAUUCUUUUGACCUCAGUACAAAGUGCUAAUGUUGUUUUUAUUUACCCUGAGAUAUCACCAGCAAAACCUUACUAUUUUAGCAAAUAUAAAUACUUACCGGUUAAAAAACAUGAAACAAUGUUUAAAAUAAGGAAACAUCCUUACUUUUUAAGAAAAGCUUUUCAACGUAAAACGUUGCAAAACAAUGUAAACGUCUCCAAAUUAUAUCAAGAUGAACUUGCAGACGUCUCUAAAUUAGAAACAAAGUUGAAAAGCUUGCUGGAAGUUGAGAAAAUUUUGAAAACAUUAAUUAAUAAUGAAAAAAAAGUUGCCGAAGCUGAGGAAUAUGCUAAAGAUGCAUCUUUAAAUGAAGACGCUAUGGAGAAAGAAGAAGCUGAAAUAGAAGAACACAAGUUGGAGGCGGAUGUUGAGAAAAAUGAGAAACGUCACAAAGAAAAAACACGUGAGGAGCAACGUGAGGAAGAGGAUGAAGCAAUGGAAAAUAAUGAAGAAGAACAAGCUGAUAAGGAGUAUGUGAAGAAUUUAAGAGAGAAUGCUAAGGAAAUGGCGAAGGAAAAUAUGGAAAAGGCAGUGGUGGAAAAAGCUCAAGAGGAAGAAAAGAAGUAUUUAGAUGAAAUUGCCAAUGAAGUUGCAACGAAACAAACAGAACAAGAGCAAAAACGGAAGAUGCAGAAUUCUCUGGCAUCUCAAUUGAACAAAAAAUCUUUGAAAGAACAAGAAGAAUUGGAUGAGGAAGUUGCGGAGCAAACCGAAAAGAAACGGCAACAAAUUCAACAGUCGGUCAAGGAAAAAUUAGAAAGAGAGGCUCAGGACAUUGCAUCUCUGGAUCAGUCGAAACAUAGUGCAAAAGGAUCAUGUAUGCCCUCGCAAGAAACUAAAGUUUUAAACCAAUUUAUAAAAAUACACCAUUUCCCCACAAAUCAACAUCAAAACAAUACACAUAAGAAGCUUUAUAAAUCAAAAACAACACCAAUAAAUAAGUUUAACGAAAACAAAAUUUUUCAUCCUCCCACGAAAAACUCAGAAUUAAGCCCAACACAAUGGUGUUAUUUCGUAUGUUGUGUCCCUCUAGGUGUAGUUUCUUCAUCACUUUUACUUCUUUUUUUCAUUUAACGAAUUUGUGCAUAAUGUUUUCACAUAAUAUAUGAAAAAGUUCUUUGACGUUUUUGAAUUAAACAACAUUCAAGUUACAAAGAAAAAAGCUAAACGCUAAUGAAUCUUACUGCCAAAAAAACAACUAGUUAUUU